This is a messenger RNA of Ananas comosus (pineapple), 735 nucleotides long. RefSeq lists its product as uncharacterized. Bases 127 to 597 code for a protein of 156 amino acids. The transcript has 5 exons. The record is from RefSeq and is a predicted model, not a curated record. NCBI's taxonomy places the organism in Eukaryota, Viridiplantae, Streptophyta, Magnoliopsida, Poales, Bromeliaceae.
UUUCUCUAGCUAGUUUCUCUCCCUCUCUCUCUCUCUCUCUCUCUCUCUCUCUCUCUCUAAGGUGUUCUUCUUUCAUAGCUUGUUACCACCUUUUUUUUACUUUCUAAUCAUUUAGGAGCUAAAAAAAUGAGGCAUGCCAUGUCAUUUUUCUCUCUAACCUUGCUCCUGCUUCAAGUCACAAGAGUUCAUGGUAUUAGAUUACUAAAGCAAGAAGAGCACAUGGUCACAGUUCACAACAAAAUUCAUGAGGAGAGUUUGAAGGGAGGAGGAAGUGCCUUUGGAGAAGAGGAUUCUUGCAGGAAUGAUGGGCAUUGUUCAGUUAUCCUUUCAACUGUUGAUACAGGAAGGAGUAGGAAACUCAUUACACAGACAAUGACCACAUCAAAGAGUGAGAGGAGCAGCAACAAGGCGGUGACAGUCGACUACACCCCGCGAAGCGGCCACGACUCGAAGGAAAUCGCAGACCCAAACCGAGAGGACCUGCAUUCUGCCACGCCGGCCUCGCAGCCGUCAGCGACAUCGUCCUACCCCGACAUUCUAGACAUUGCUGGAAUGGACUAUUCUCCUGCAAAAAGAAAGCCUCCUAUCCACAACUGAAACUACCAGCUAAUAAGUGAAACAAGAGAUUUGAGAAAUUUUCUGUAUAUUAUUCAUCUAAAUCCAUUCUCUUAUAUAGAGAGAGGAAAAGCUUUACAUGGAAGUACAGGAUUAUAUCCUGUUAUACAAAGAAAUAAA